AUGGCUAAAGUUUACAACAGCCAGCUGGACGCAUUUGAUCUCUAUCACAAGAUUCAAGAAAAUUCCGAGAAAUCCUCUACUCUUUUGAGCGGUCCUGUACUACCAGCAGUAGGUCACGCAAUAGCUGGGUCGACUGGAGCAGCAAUAUCGAACGUCACGACCUAUCCGCUUGCCUUGAUCGUCACAAGGCUUCAAGUUCAGGGACAGUCGCCGCGGCAGACUUCAGUACGAGACAGGGAAGGUCACAAGUCUAUUCCACAAAUUGUACAGAAGAUCUACCAAGAUGAAGGUGGGAUCAGGGGUCUCUAUGUGGGAGCCACAUCAGACACCGGCAAGACAAUCGCUGACUCGUUCCUGUUCUUCUUGGCUUACAAUUUCCUACAUCAAACAAGAAUGCGGCCUCAAGGAAAACCGCAUAGAGAGCAUCUUCCGGCCGUGGAGGAGCUGGGUAUUGGAUUCGUCGCAGGAGCAUUUACCAAAAUUCUUACGACCCCAAUCGCGACUAUUGUGACUCGCAAACAGACCAACUUUAUACUACAGAGCUGUAAAGCAGACCAUCCGGAUAAAGAUGACUCUAUUCGCGCAAUCGCUAAGCAGAUCUACCAAGAAAAAGGCUUACAGGGCUUCUGGUCCGGAUACUCCGCAUCGUUGAUCCUCACGCUCAACCCUUCACUAACUUUCUUCCUCUACGAGAACCUCAAGCGUAUCAGCUUGUCACGCGACAAGAGGACAAAUACUCCACCUCAGGCCACAUUCUUACUCGCGGCUUUGAGUAAAGCAAUAGCUUCUGCCAUUACUUAUCCCUUCUCUCUAGCAAAGACGCGAAUGCAGGCACACAGAGGUAGUCAAGAGGAUAGUGAGAUGAAUGUUGGACCUACUAGAGUCCAGUCCCGCAACCAAGGCCAAAGCAACAUAUUCACUAUAGUCCUUCAGAUCGCGAGGAAUGAGGGCGUCAAGUCACUUUAUGAGGGCUUGCAUGGAGAGCUUCUGAAAGGGUUCUUUAGCCAUGGCACCACCAUGAUUGUGAAAGAGGCCGUGCAUAAAGUCAUCAUCCAGCUAUAUUAUGCAGUACUGAAAAUACUCCGGCGAUAUCCGAACUCAGAAGCUCUGGCUCAAAAGGGCAAGGAGCUUGCUGGAGAAGCGGUGACGGAGGUGAGGAAUCAAGUGCGGCUUGCGGCAGACAAGACAAAUGAGGGUGUGAACAUGCUUUCCCAAAAUAUCAACCACCAAGUCUACAAUAGGGAUUGA
This is a messenger RNA of Bacidia gigantensis, 1248 nucleotides long. RefSeq lists its product as uncharacterized. Bases 1 to 1248 code for a protein of 415 amino acids. The record is from RefSeq and is a predicted model, not a curated record. NCBI's taxonomy places the organism in Eukaryota, Fungi, Ascomycota, Lecanoromycetes, Lecanorales, Ramalinaceae. The transcript is spliced from 2 exons.